Molecule: messenger RNA, 612 nt
Organism: Lichtheimia ornata
Lineage: Eukaryota; Fungi; Mucoromycota; Mucoromycetes; Mucorales; Lichtheimiaceae
Exons: 2
Coding region: 1-612 (203 amino acids)
Source: RefSeq, a predicted model, not a curated record
AUGAGGCCACUCGAACGUCAUUACCAACCCAUUCGACCGUCAAAUCGACAACCCCAUGACUCAAUACGCUGGUUUGUCGUGGGUGCACACCAAGCAGGCUGUAGUCCUGCUCGAAUAUCCGACAUGACCUACUUGAGUGAGAGUGCUGUUCGCAACAUUAUACGCAACUUUCAACAUACCGGAUCACCGUCAUUACGACGACUUCCAAACCCUGGGACUCGAAUACCUGGUUUAAUCACUGCCGACGAUGUUGUACAGCAUGUAUUGCAACAAGCACAAGAACAGAGCCUUGAAGAGGUAAGAGCAAGAGGAGCGUAUACGUCAAGGUCGAUGGAUGGAUCCAAGGAAAUGGUUGGGAGUGAGCUUGACAUUCAACAAGCGUACAUGUUUAUCUCUCACCAGCAGCACCAUUGGACACAAGAAGAUGAUCGUGUCUUGUUGGAGUUCGUGUUGGACCGAGUCAAUGGCAGUCGCUGGGGUGAGCAUCGAUGGGAACAACUAUCUUCCACUCUACAAGCAAGACACUCUGCUCGAGAAUGCGAGGAACGAUGGGAUAAACUAAGACCCAUUCUUUUGGGGGCAAUGAGUAUCUCUGGUACCCAAGGAUGGUAG